CCUGCGUCGCUGAUCGUUGCAAUGUGCACUGCUAUGAUGGUGACUGCCCAUCUUGCAGAGCGAUGUCGAAAAGAAUUUUCACAAUUAUCUGUCAACAGACUGGAAUGACAAACCUUGCUCACAUCAAAUAUGCAGGCCCUUGUCCACGACUCUUCAAUGACUUAGCCGACGAAUACGUGGCUGUGAAGCGGAGAGUGGCAGCUUGAAU
Messenger RNA from Strongylus vulgaris, 208 nucleotides. Lineage: Eukaryota; Metazoa; Nematoda; Chromadorea; Rhabditida; Strongylidae. The record is from the annotation of a GenBank genome assembly.